CUAAUAUUAUUUCAAUCUUCCCUCCUCACUGGGGUGUGUCCACUUUGGUGAUUCACUCCUGCACCCUUUAGUCACUAUGAAUGAGAGUAAAGCAAAUUAAAGGCAAUGCUUGGAGUGCUCUAGACAUUGCAUUACUUUAGGCUAUAGAAAAAUUGUUAAUAUUAACAAUGUCCUAAUUAUUCGGGCCGGGUAAGAAGCUUUAGAUGGGUGAACAUAGAGGCCUACCUGCUUAUGCUAAGUUUUUGGUUACUCAUAGCCAUGACGGACGCCAACAAGAUGAUCAUCAACUUGGCCCUCUUCGGCAUGACUCAGAGUGGAAAAAGUUCUGCUGGCAACAUUCUUCUAGGAAGCACUGACUUCCACAGCAGCUUUGCUCCAUGUUCUGUGACCAGAGAGUGUAGUCUGGGCCGCAGUUGUCACCUCCAGGGCUUCAUGCGUCGAGGGGGGCAAGAGGUAACCCUGCAGGUCCGGGUGCUGGACACUCCAGGUUAUCCGCACAGCAAGCUGAGCAAGGCACGUGUGAAACAGGAGGUGAGAGAAGCCCUGGAACAUCACUUUGGGCAAGAGGGUCUCCAUCUUGCACUGCUGGUCCAGAGAGCAGACGUGCCUCUCUGCGGACAGGAGGCAUCUCCCUCAGUCCAGAUGAUCCAGGAGCUUCUGGGACAUGCUUGGAAGAAUUAUACUGCCAUUCUUUUCACCCAUGCAGAAAAAAUAGAAGAGGCUGGGUUCAAUGAAGCUGAAUACUUACACGAGGCCUCUGAUACAUUGCUGACCCUACUAAACUCUGUUCAGCACAGAUAUAUUUUCCAGCAUAAAAAAGGAACCUCGCUUAAUGAACAAAGAAUAAAAGUCUUAGAAAAAAUAAUGGAAUUUAUAAGAGAAAAUAGCUACCAAGUUCUUACCUUUAAAUAACAUUUAGAUAAAAGGAAAAGAACAUUGGUUUUAAUACCAGAAACUUGGUUUCAAAAGGGUCUUUGUUAGAAUGGAUGUGGACCAUGAGAAUGCCAAUAUCCUGACAGUGAAAGUGUACACUGGUAUACACACUAUGGAAAUUACCCAAAUGUUCAUCAACAGUAGCAUGGAUAAGCAAAUACUGGUAUUUCACACAAUAACAUGUUAUAUGGUAAUGGUAAUGAAUGAACUGCAUGUAACAGUAUCAAUGAAUUGCCUAAACAUAAUGCUGAAAGCAAGAAGCCAAACAAACUCCACAAGUGUUGUCACAAACUUGAUUUUCAAUAUUUGAGUACCUUUUUCAUAUAUUCUUGUCUUUGAUUGGUGUUUUCAUCUUACACACCUAUUGCUAACAACAAUUUGAUCAAUGUAAAGUCAUAUCUUACUGUUACCUUAAUGUCCCAGACUACUACUGAAUUGAAGUAUUUUUUUAUAAGCAUGUUGGUCAUUAGAUUUGCUCUUCUAUGAAUUGCCUCUUCAUAUUUAUUGUAUUUUUCUAUUGGACUACUUCUCACAAAGAUUCUGUGUUUAACCAAAACUUUAGAAAGGCUCCUGAAACUUCUCCAGGCCCAUCUGUGCCUUGUAAAAUCUAGUUUUAGCAAGAACUGGGCUGCUUAAACUAAGUCAGUUUAACAAGAAUCCUCUACCUUCUUUUUUGGAUUGGAUUUCUCAUCCUCUAUUAUCCCCCUGGUGAUGUUGGAUCACCCUUGCUUGUCUGCGGCAAAGAUCCUGUUAGGUUGAUGUGGCCAGAUUCCCCUGACCCUUGGUGCUUCCUCUUGGUAACUGUCCAUCCACAGAUCCCCACCCCUGCUACUUGGCUAUAAAUUCCCACUUCCCAUACUGGGCCCAAUCUAUCUCCCCACUAUAAAAUCCCAUUGUGGUUCCUAUAUCUAUCUUGGUAUUACCAUCAGGUCUGCCUUACCAACUUUAACAGUGCCACUGAAUAUAUUUCUCUUGAACACCUCUUGCUUGGCAAAUUGGAAGAGCUCUAUCUAAUCUAAUAAAAGACAAACAUGCAAAUUGACCAUACCUUCACUACACCUUAAGUGACGCCCACCAGCCAAUCAGAGCGACUAUAUGCAAAUUAACCCAACCAAGAUGGUGACCAGCAGCCACGGAGCUGGAGUGAGCGGGAGGCUUGGUUGCUCCAGUGAUGGAGGAAGCCAAGCUUCCCGCAUGGCAUGGCCAGCUCUGAGCUCCACUGAAGGCAACAAAGUUUCAAUUAUAGAAGAUAAAUAAACCCCAGAUACCUGCUUUCAGCCGGUUGUGGCCACGGAACUGGAGCGAGCAGGAAGC
Myotis daubentonii (Daubenton's bat) is the source of this 2247-nucleotide messenger RNA. It is a transcript of the gene GIMD1, whose product is annotated as GIMAP family P-loop NTPase domain containing 1. The record is from RefSeq and is a predicted model, not a curated record. NCBI's taxonomy places the organism in Eukaryota, Metazoa, Chordata, Mammalia, Chiroptera, Vespertilionidae. Gene Ontology annotation, molecular function: GTP binding.